UUGGUGGUAUAGCGAAGGAAAUAUCGAUGUAUCGACACAUUUUUAGAAUAUCUAGUUUAAAGUGUAGGUAAUAGUUAAAUAUGUUUCGAAAGCCGCUGCAAAGAUGCUUGAAACCUGUAUUGGAAAUCACGUCAUCAAAAUCCAGAAAUAUCCACUUGAUUCCCAUGGUUGUUGAGCAGACGGGUAGAGGUGAGCGUGCCUAUGAUAUAUUCUCGCGAUUAUUAAAAGAGCGUAUAGUAUGUGUCAUGGGACCAAUACAUGACGACUUAAGUUCAUUGGUUGUAGCACAACUUCUUUUCCUUCAAUCUGAAAAUUUUAAUAAGCCAAUACAUAUGUACAUAAAUUCUCCGGGUGGAGUUGUAACAGCGGGCUUGGCCAUAUAUGACACUAUGCAGUACGUGAAACCGCCAAUAUCAACAUGGUGUGUUGGUCAGGCAAGCUCCAUGGGAUCUUUACUUUUAACAGCAGGAACAUCAGGAAUGAGAUAUUCCCUUCCAAAUGCUCGUAUCAUGAUACACCAACCAUCCGGAGGGGCGCAGGGACAAGCGACGGACAUACAAAUUCAGGCGGAGGAGAUUAUAAAGCUAAAACAGCAAUUGAUAAAUAUAUAUGUAAAGCACACAAAGCAAUCCUAUGAUACUCUUCAAAAGAGUAUGGAACGUGAUAACUUUAUGUCACCUGAAGAGGCAAAAAAAAUGGGUUUGAUUGACCAUGUUCUUGAGCAUCCUCCUGAAACGGCGACGGAAGCGGACACAAGAAGUUCAUAAAAGUUUCAGGAAAUAAAAGUCGUUAAAGGAGAAUUUUAAAUAAAAUGGAAGGUUAAAAUCGGUUUAUGUGUGUAUACAUGUGUACGUAAAUAUAUGUGUUAUACUCACUCUUUGGCCAUUAAUACCGAUUACAUAUUCAUUCUAGCCGAUAUUCCUGGCUACUAGUGUCUUAACAAUUAUAGUUUUAAUUACUUUUUACUUUAUUAAAUAUACCUAAAUAUUCAGAUUUAA
Messenger RNA from Anastrepha obliqua, 998 nucleotides. It is a transcript of the gene ClpP, whose product is annotated as ATP-dependent Clp protease proteolytic subunit. Bases 81 to 767 code for a protein of 228 amino acids. The transcript has 3 exons. Gene Ontology annotation, biological process: protein quality control for misfolded or incompletely synthesized proteins. Lineage: Eukaryota; Metazoa; Arthropoda; Insecta; Diptera; Tephritidae. Gene Ontology annotation, molecular function: ATP-dependent peptidase activity; serine-type endopeptidase activity; ATPase binding. Gene Ontology annotation, cellular component: endopeptidase Clp complex. The record is from RefSeq and is a predicted model, not a curated record.